AUGCUUGGGAAUAAGAAGCCCUUAAAACAAAGCCCUACGCCUGACCAACUUGGAGAGGAGAAUGAUGAUGAGGUUAUAAAGUCGAUGAGUACCAUGGAGGAGGAAGAAAUCUACGACCAGAAGCUGAUCAACGAGUUCAUGGCUCAGGAGUCGCUGCCUGAAGACGACGUCCUAGUAUUCAACUUUAACGCCCUGCUACAAACCAAGAUAUUUGGCCCACAGACUGUAACUCGCUUGAACGAGAAAAUCGCUGACAUGCAGGCCCAUCCAACCGACCUCCUGACCUCUGAAGGUUCCGUUGCUGAGUCCGUGCAGAUGAGUGAACAAGGCAUUCCUCAAAGUUUUGCUGAGGUGCCCGUCUACGUUGGCUUGAACCUCGAACGAGAAGCCUUCCUCAAAAGUCUCGAACAAUCUGAUUCUACCGACGCUCUUGUGGCUGCGGUCAAAGAGAAGGUCACUGAAUACCCCGGGGAGUACGUCACCUUCAUCGUCGACAGGUCAAUGAAAUUCGGUGGCAAUUUUCUAAUGAUUCUAUCUCAAGAGGUGGAUAAUAAGCUGCGGCUAGAGGGACUCGAGGUUCAAGAGAGGGAUGUUGUGGUGGAUGUCAUUGAGGAGGCGGAUGACGAAGUAACGUGGGUGUAUCCGAACUUUGAUCAGCCGUGGAUAAGUAUGGGAUCGGAGUUUGAAAUUCUUGAGGCGGGUUACACUGAAUCACGACCUCGCACGGUCACAAAAUUUCAAAGACCCCGUCGUGAAUUCGAAGCGAAACGCCCCCUUGACACCCAUUCAGAUGGCGUACAGUACACCGAGGUGAAACCUUUUGAAGAUAAGAGUUUCGAAAUACCGAUUCUAGAAUUGGAGCGUGGCGUUGCCUGCACCAACAUUGCGUGUGACCACUUUACCAACACGGAGUGGCGCUAUCCAAGGAAUCAGGUUGUUCAAUAUGAGCCUCGACUAGGGGAAGAUGAAAAGGAAAUUAGCAUAAGCACUUCGAAAACGCAGAAGCUAAUGACCGGCGUGAGCAAUCUUCUACCACUGUUCGAACAGGGACUCAAGGAGAACCUUAUGUUCAACUUCCUCGUGGACGACUUUGCAAACCUGGCUGCUAGUGAUGACACCUUCGACAACAAGUCCGCCAACACCUUCAAGGAAGUGGUGUCCUUCUCGGAUUUGAAAUUCUCGAAGCAUAAGGCUGUGUCGCACGUUGAAUGGCACCCCACAAUAGAGGGGCUAGUUGCCGUGUCGGGCGUGGAAAGGCUCGCGUACGAAGAGAGGGUGAAUCAACAAUCGCGGGUACUGAUGACGGAAUCGACGAUAAUUGUGUGGAGCUUCUUUGAGCCCAUCCAGCCGCAGCUGAUAAUGCUUGCGCCUGAGGACAUAUUGUGCUUCCAGUUCAACCCAACCACUCCCAACAUCGUCGCGGGUGGAUGUUUUAAUGGCGAGGUGGUGUUGUGGGACAUUGCGAAGCACGACCUCUCGAAUGUUCUCGAAAAGACUAAACACCAUCAAAAAGUUCCACUAAUCCAGUUUGAUGAAACUGACAGUCAGAAGGUUCCAGUAAUGCCCUGGUGUGCCGCAAGUAACAUCGAGGCAUCCCACGCCACUCCAAUCACUUACCUCCAGUGGCUGCCGGACCACCUUGAACUCAAUCGUGCUGGCAUGCCUUUCGAGAACUUCCAGCGGAAGUGCAUCCAACUCAUGACCUGUGCCGCGGACAGUGGCAUCUUGUUGUGGGAUUUGCGUCCCGACAAAUCACCCCUCGCCGUGGACAAGACGAGGGACCAGAUGGUCAUUCCGAGGGACGUUCCACCGACUUUCAACGCCAUUGACGCAAAGUGGAAACCCUUCCUACAUAUCAACGUCUUCCGUCCUGAAAACGCGCCCGACCACUGCCCCACGUGUUUCUGCAUUAGGGAACGGCAGGGCGACCGGUCCGUCCUCGAGUUGAAAUCCAACGUUAAGAAGAGGAUUGACUCAGAAAAUGACCCAAAUCGAAUUGGCCUGCCAAAAGCCCAGCCACUAGACGGGAUCAACACGAAUGUCUUCGUUGGGACAGAGGACGGCGACAUUGUCUACGUCGACUGGGUGCCGCAGAAGGACGUGAAGACAGCAAAGCGACAAACCACAUUGCCCUCGUUUGUCGCCCAACAUCACGAUGGUCCGAUCUCCUACAUCGCUCGCUCCCCGUUCCUGCCGGAGGUGGUUCUGUGUGUUGGUGGGUUCUCCUGGUCACUCUGGAAAGAAGGCAUCACCAGUGGCGCCCUUCUUUGCUCUGCACCAUACGUCAAGGCAGUUACUGGGGGAUUGUGGUCGCCUACAAGACCUUCUGUGUUCUACAUAAUACGGUGUGACGGGGUCCUGGAGUCCUGGGACCUGCUGGAUAAGACCCACGAGCCUGCACUCAUGCAGUCAGUGUCUGCGUCCUCACUUACCGCGUUGUCUAGUAAGGUGGAGGGUAAAAAGCACUACUUGGCCGUUGGUGACAUGCACGGCACACUGAAGGUCCUUCUCAACGCACUGACUAACGUCGCUGUCUGUCGUGAAAACUAUCACUUUGAGCUUGUUCUUGAUGAUGUAAUGGAUGUUGUGCUGACGGAUGCUGCUAUUCCCCUCCAGGUACCCCACCGUCUCAAAUUCUGCGGCGCAAACGAGCUCGAAGCUGUUACUAACUACAUCGAUCGAGAGGUUCAACGAAGGGCCUUCGUUGUGAGUCGAUGGAGCAAGCGAGAGCACGAGCGUAUCUCAACGGAAAAUGAGAAGAAACGACUGGCAGGAAUCGCAACUGCCGCCGAACUGAGUGAGGAGGAGAAGCUCCAGAAAUUGCGGGUGCGUGGUUCACAGACGAUCCGUGCGCUUUUUCUUGCAAAUACAACGCAAAUCAUGUUAACAGAAGCUGCGGCGGCGCAGAUACUAAACUUUUCACAACCACUAGACAUCAAGCUCCUUGACCAGGUAGUCGAGGCGAUGUACAAAUCCAGUGGAAAUGAGCAGAAGCUCGCGGAGAAGAUUUUGAGCACAUUGAAAGAGCACCCUGAAGCCUGGACGCGUGUGGAUUCUAUUCUUGAGUUCAGUUCCUCCCAACAGACCAAAUAUUUUGCGCUUCAAAUUCUCGAGGCCCUCAUAAAGACUCGAUGGAAGGUGCUUGCUAGACCGCAGUGUGAGGGCAUCAAGAAGUAUAUCGUCGGUCUCAUAAUCCAGACAUCCUCAAAUCCCGAUCUAAUGGAAAGCGAAAAAAGUUACCUCAGCAAACUGAACAUGAUCUUGGUUGAAAUACUGAAGUUUGAAUGGCCUGCUAACUGGCCUUUUUUCAUUCGGGAUAUUGUUGGUGCUAGCAAAACUAAUGAAUCCCUUUGUCAGAACAACAUGGUCAUUUUGCGGUUACUGAGUGAAGAGGUGUUCGACUUCUCGUUGGGACAAAUGACUCAGACUAAAGCUAAGCACCUCAAGGACUCAAUGUGCCAGGAAUUCGGGAUGAUAUUCCAGCUGUGCCAAUUAGUGCUUGAGAAUUCACAGAACGCCUCACUAGUUGUUGUCACGCUAGAAACCCUUCUUCGAUUUAUGCACUGGAUCCCACUGGGGUACAUCUUUGAGACAAAUUUGAUUCAAAUCCUUGUUUGCCGAUUCCUCAGCGUUCCGGCUUUCCGGAACGUCACGUUGAAAUGCCUGGCGGAAAUCGCUGGUGUUCCUGCUAACGAGUAUGAAGACAAGGUUGUGGAACUGUUUAAUCUGACAACAUCCAAAUUGAAGGAGAUGCUGCCACUGUCUACGAGAAUCCGCGAAGCCUAUGACAAGGGUACAACGGACGAACAGAACUUUAUACAAAAUCUGGCCAUAUUUUAUUGCACAUUUUUAAGAUCGCAUAAUGAUCUUAUUGAGAUGGGGAAAAUUACAGACCAAUUAGUGGACUCUUAUGAGUACUUGCUUCGAAUAUCUGAGGUUGACGAUAAGGAAAUAUUCAAGAUUUGCCUUGAGUAUUGGAAUUUUUGGGUCUGUGAAUUAUACACUCAAGCCUCGUUGGCCUGCCGUCCUCUCUAUGCCUCCGUGCUGCCCCGUAUGGAGUAUGCACCAAUCCUGUCAAAGCUCCGCACUAUUCUGAUCUCGCGAAUGGCACGACCCGAGGAGGUGCUUGUCGUGGAGAACGAUCACGGCGAAGUUGUUCGGGAGUUCAUGAAGGACACUGACAGUCUCAACCUAUACAAAACAAUGCGUGAGACUUUGGUCUAUCUUACUCAUCUCGACCAUGAAGACACCGAAAAAAUAAUGCUGGAGAAAUUGAAGCGUCAAGUGAGCGGUGCAGAAUGGUCCCGGGCGAACCUGAAUUCGCUGUGCUGGGCCAUCGGGAGCAUCUCGGGCGCCAUGCAGGAGGACAACGAACGCUCCUUCCUCGUAGUUGUGAUUCGCGAUCUCUUGGGACUGUGUGAGCACAAGCGUGGCAAGGACAAUAAGGCCAUCGUGGCAAGCAACAUAAUGUACGUCGUCGGCCAGUACCCCCGCUUUCUCCGGGCGCAUUGGCGCUUCCUCAAGACAGUAAUUACGAAAUUGUUUGAGUUCAUGCAUGAGACCCACGAGGGAGUGCAGGACAUGGCCUGUGACACAUUUAUCAAGGUCGCACAAAAAUGCCGACGACAACUCCUAAUUCCACAGUGUGGAGCAUCAUGUGGUUUUGUGGAGGACAUCAUCCGUGGUAUUGAUGCCAUCAUCUCGGAUCUUCAGCCGCAACAGGUUCACACAUUCUACGAGGCGGUCGCGAUCAUCAUCAGCUCAGAAACGGAUGCGGCCGCUCAGAACGAACUAAUUGAGGGCCUGUUCCGCCUUCCUAACGCCAUUUGGGACGACAUCCUGCUUCGGGUUGCGGCCGACGUCAACAUCCUUACGGACGUAGAGGUCGUGAAGCAGCUCUGCAACAUCCUCAAGACCAAUUUGGCGGCUUGCAAAUCUCUGGGUCAUUCUUAUUUAACCCAGCUCUGUCGCAUUUACCUGGACAUGCUCAACGUGUACAGGCUUCUCUCCGACCAGAUCAAUGCUUCGAUUGCAACGCAUGGCGAUCAGAUAGUCAAACAACCCCUUGUUCGAUCGAUGCGAGCUGUAAAGAAGACCGUGCUCAACCUCCUGUCCUGUUGGAUUCAGCGGUCUAACAACCCUAUGCUGGUUGCCAACGACUUUUUGCCGCCUCUGCUGGACGCGGUCGCCACCGACUACCAGCAGGGUCCUCCGAUCGCACGUGAACCCGAGGUACUCACAACCAUGGCGACAAUCGUAAAUCGGCUGGGCGAAAACGUCCUUCGCUCUCUUCCCCGUAUCCUUGACGCCGUCUUCCAGUGUACGCUGGAGAUGAUUAACAAGGACUUGGAGGAGUUUCCUGAGCAUCGUACCAACUUCUUCACACUCCUGCAGGCCGUCAACGCCCACUGUUUCUCUGCUCUGCUUACCCUGACUACGGACAAAUUCAAACUCAUUCUCGACAGCGUGAUCUGGGCCAUUAAGCACACCAUGCGACAGGUGUCCGAAACCGGACUCAAUAUCCUACAUACAAUGCUCAUCAAUAUGGCCAACGCGACAUCGGAUAAUCAGCAGCUGUUCUUCCACAACUUCUACGUGGAAAUCAUGCAGCACAUGUUUGCCGUUGUCACCGAUAGAUCCCAAACAGGCAAUCUCACCCUGCAGGCGUCGUUGCUGGCCUACAUGUUCAAGAUGGUUGAGAACGGGGUAAUAACCGUGGCGCUCGGAGGCGACAACCCCCACCUCACUGUCCCCGCUGAAACAAAUGUGCAAUACGUCCAUCAGCGGUUGCUUGAACUCCUCAAGCAGGCCUUCCCACACCUGCAAGAGCCCCAGCUGGUUGUCUUCAUCAAGGGUCUGUUCGCCCUCGACACCGACGUAACGGCCUUUCGCGAGCACCUGCGUGACUUCUUGGUGCAGAUACGCGAGAUCUCGGGAGAGGAUCUGUCCGACCUCUACUUGGAGGAGCGAGAAGCCGAGAUAGCGGCUGCGCAGGCGGAAAAGCUGAGACGACAGGCCGAAGUCCCGGGUCUGCUGGGCCCCGGGCUAGACACUUCAACGGCGGUGGUCGGCGGCGGCGGCAUGGAAAUGACCGACUAA
Messenger RNA from Mesocestoides corti, 6099 nucleotides. The record is from the annotation of a GenBank genome assembly. Lineage: Eukaryota; Metazoa; Platyhelminthes; Cestoda; Cyclophyllidea; Mesocestoididae.